Penicillium brevicompactum is the source of this 464-nucleotide messenger RNA. RefSeq lists its product as uncharacterized. The transcript is spliced from 2 exons. Lineage: Eukaryota; Fungi; Ascomycota; Eurotiomycetes; Eurotiales; Aspergillaceae. Bases 342 to 464 code for a protein of 40 amino acids. The record is from RefSeq and is a predicted model, not a curated record.
GAACCAUAUCCUGAAGUAGGGCCUUUCCACACCCACCCAACCCUGGAGCAAGGGCGCUAAUAAUAUUCCCUCAGCCAUUGUCUGAAAGUGAGAAACGUUACUUGAGCAAGUACGGAAAGCGGCCGCGUAGAGGCUUACUGGGUGAAAAACCCAAGCGUGCUGACAAUCGGAAGGAACGGACGUACUUUGACUCCAGCGACUUUGCUUUUUCCGCCGCUCAUCGAGUGACCGAUCUCGACGCUAUUCAAACAGGCAGAGCGCAUCUCCACCGGGACAAUAUUUCGCACCCUUCUUCCCCUAUCCCGGCUGCCAGCAACGUUGACAAGAAAGCCAACGAGGAUAUGCAUAGGAGGGAUGCAAGUCCCAAAAGAAGUCUUCUCCAUAGGCAAACGAAUGGAGACCCCACAGACGAGGACAAUCUCUUCUCUUUCGAAGAUUGCAACCAAAUCGUCACAGCAAUAUAA